Messenger RNA from Triticum turgidum subsp. durum (durum wheat), 3003 nucleotides. Lineage: Eukaryota; Viridiplantae; Streptophyta; Magnoliopsida; Poales; Poaceae. The record is from the annotation of a GenBank genome assembly.
AUGGAUCCCGAAGGCAACAGUAAACACGCCAUCCUGGAGCGCUUGCUGGCUGACAAAUAUGCAGAGCCCAUGAAACUGCCGUUUUCACUCUUGGAGGACAUCACGAAUGGUUUCUCUCCUGAUCAUCGAAUCGGCAUAGGAGGGUUUGCGGUGGUUUAUAAGGGGGUGGUUGGAAAAUACACGGUCGCUGUCAAGAAGCUAUCCAACACAUACAAUAUCCGCGAGAAUAAAUUCCACCAAGAGGUUAAAUGCUUGAUGAAGGCUAAGCAUGAGAACAUAGUACGUUUCUUGGGGUACUGCGCUGAGACACAAGGGGAAAUGGAAGACUACGAGGGAAAGCUUGUCAUGUCAGAUCAACGAAACUGGCUACUUUGCUCUGAGCAUGUGCCCAACGGGAGCCUUGAUAAGCAUAUUGCCGAUGUAUCUACUGGACUUGAAUGGAGAGAGCGCUAUCGAAUAAUCAGGGGAAUAUGCGAGGGGCUACAUUAUCUUCAUCAGAAGUGCAUUCUUCAUUUGGACCUCAAGCCCGCUAAUAUACUGUUAGAUGAUCACAUGGUACCUAAAAUUACUGAUUUUGGUCUAUCAAGGUGUUUCGAGGAAGGGCAAACAAGUGCAUUCACUGAACAAAUAUUUCUAUCACGAGGAUAUUUUGCUCCGGAACUACUGAGAGGACAAAUCACAUAUAAGUUAGACAUAUUUAGCCUAGGCGCCAUAAUCAUGGAGAUACUGAUAGGAGAGAAGAGUUAUCCCGAAGAUGAGAAGGUAGUUGCCAGUUGGAUGAAUCAGGUAGUUGCAAGUUGGAUGGAUCGACUGGAGGCAUUAGAGGGAGAUACACAGUUGGAACAAGUAAGAGUAUGCACUAAGAUAGGGAUAGAAUGUUUGGACUUGAACCCGAAGAAGAGACCAGAUGCAGGGGACAUAAUCGAUAGGCUUGAUAAAACAGGAAGUGUGGACUAUUCAGACAAAAUUGGUAUCAGCAGUUCAUCAUCUGAGCAGAGUCACAAGAAGGUCAAGCCUGCAGACCUUAUCCAAGAGGAUGAAAAGGUAAACUGGAGAUCAUUCAACGUUGAUGGUCUAAACAAGUUCACAGAGGUUGAGAUUAAAAGGAUCACUGACAACUAUAGCACUCUCAUUAGCAAAAGUGGCUCCGCAGAAGUUUACCAUGGUGUUCUUGAAGAUGGUAGUUCUGUUGCAGUCAAGAUUCCACUCCCAGAUAUGAAGGAACAUUUUGCUAAAGGAAUAAUCAUACAUUGCCAAAUCAACCACAAGAACGUUGUUAGGCUCUUGGGCUACUGUUCAGAGGAAAACGUUUUAAUGAUGAUCACCGAAUACACCUCUGGAGGAAACCUCAGAGAUGUUCUUGAUUCCAGAGAAUAUCCCAUUUCUUUAGAUGCAAGGUUGGGUAUUGCUCUAGACUGUGCAGAGGUGUUAAGCUACACGCAUUCUUCCAUGUGUCCACCAAUCAUUCACGGUGAUUUCAAGCCAGGUAACAUCCUUUUAGAUGAUAACUUUGGUGCGAAAUUAUUCGACUUCGAGAUAUCCAGAAUGUUUUCCAAGGACAGCACUCAAUACACAGUGAAUGUGAUAGGCAGCAUAGGUUACAUGGAUCCGUUGUUUGCUAAGACUGGGUACAUCGAUCCGAAGAGUGAUGUUUACAGUUUUGGGAUCGUAUUGGUAGAACUAGUCACCAGAAAAAAGGUAUAUGAAAAUGGUACAAUUACUGACCUCAUAGAAACUUUCAUCCUAGCUGUUCAAAAAGGAAAGAAGGCAAGAGAGAUGUUCGAUGCUGAUAUAGCACAGUCGAGCAACAUUAAGGUUCUUGACAAGAUUGUAAAUCUAGCAGCUGAGUGCCUCAGAAUGGAGAUGAGCAAACGCCCUCAAAUGGAAGAUGUUGCAGAACGUCUUCGGAUGCUAAUAAAAGCUCGUUGCCAGCCGGGUGAAGAAAAAACUGCAGGUCACUGGACAUUGUGGGGAAAACAAGACAACAACACAACACAAAGCGAAAGGAUUUCCAGCUCUAACUCUACCGUGUUCUUCAACUUGAACAGUUUGGGCAUCUUCAGUAGGAAUGCGCACACGAAUUUCAAAAGGAAUGGAGGUCCAGUACUGCAGAAUGUCAAGGGACUACACAUUUUCACAAAAAGUGAACUAAGAAAAAUCACCAACAACAACUCAGAGUUUCUUUCAAUCGGAAGCUUUGGUAAAGUCUGCAAAGGAACCCUUCCUGACAACAUCGCAGUGGCAGUUAUGUCCUCUGUCAAAGUAACUGAAUCUAUAAAAGAGCAGUUUAUCAAGCAACUCGAGAUCCAGACACAUAUGAUGCACGUGAAUAUUCUCAGCCUCAUCGGUUGCUGCCUGGAGGUGGAUGUUCCAAUGUUGGUGUAUGAGUUUGCCGGCAAAGGAAGUCUUCAAGACAUUCUUCAUGGCAACAGCAGAAACCAAAAGCUCCCCUUAGACCUGCGUCUGGAUAUUGCAAUUGGAACUGCACAAGGUUUAACAUAUAUGCACUCCUACGGAGAUCAAGCCAUACGGCACGGUGAUGUCAAACCGGACAACAUACUUCUGGAUGACAAGUUCGUACCAAAAAUCUCGGAUUUCGGGUUAUGGAAGGUGCUUAGAGAGGAAUAUUAUUUCGGCAAGAUUGUAGCUGGGGACAUGGCCUACGUUGACCCGGUGUUCCUUAAAACCGGGCAACUGACAGAAAAAAGCGACGUCUACAGCUUUGGGGCGAUUCUCUUAGAACUCAUUACCAGGAAGCGAAGUGUAUAUGAUGAAUACUGUAGCCUCAUUUUGGAGUUCCGUAAAGUCUGUGAGAAAGAAAAGAGCGGUAGGGCGAUGUUUGACGAGGAGAUCGCAACUCAAGAAGAAGAUAUCUAUUGCCUGGAAGAAACUGGCAAGCUGGCAAUUGAGUGCCUAAAAGAAGAUGUAGAAGAUCGGCCCGACAUGGCGGCGGUAGUCGAGCGACUAGUAAUGCUUAAAAUGGAUAGGAUGCUUAAGAGUUAG